This is a messenger RNA of Caenorhabditis remanei, 396 nucleotides long. RefSeq lists its product as uncharacterized. The coding region runs from base 1 to 396 and encodes 131 amino acids. The transcript has a single exon. NCBI's taxonomy places the organism in Eukaryota, Metazoa, Nematoda, Chromadorea, Rhabditida, Rhabditidae. The record is from RefSeq and is a predicted model, not a curated record.
AUGGAUUCAAAUGGAAUGACAGUGAAAACGGUGGGAGAAGUUGAAAAAGAGAAUGUCGCCGCGAAAGAAGUUCCAUCUGAAAACUCGAUCAAGAAUCAGAAGACUGCUUCAAUGCUCAAGGGAAACAGUCAAAAUCCAGUAGUUGCUCCGAAUUCGGGAAAUAAUGAAAGCAACUCGCAAGGAAGUGCUUGUCAUGCGGAUAACGGAGAAGAACAACAGAAUCCAACGACUUCAAAAGAUACAUCGGAGACUUCGAAAGCUUCGGUGUCAGUGACCACAGAAACUGAUGCAAUCUCUGAGAUUUCUGCUGAAAAGUCCACUGAAUCGGCACCUAGAGAAUCUAGAGAUCUUAUGACUCCAAAAAUUAACGCAUUUUCGCGUCUUAUUAUUAGUUAG